Onychostruthus taczanowskii (white-rumped snowfinch) is the source of this 6690-nucleotide messenger RNA. It is a transcript of the gene ATP2B4, whose product is annotated as ATPase plasma membrane Ca2+ transporting 4. Gene Ontology annotation, biological process: regulation of cytosolic calcium ion concentration; calcium ion transmembrane transport. NCBI's taxonomy places the organism in Eukaryota, Metazoa, Chordata, Aves, Passeriformes, Passeridae. Gene Ontology annotation, cellular component: intracellular membrane-bounded organelle; membrane. The transcript is spliced from 23 exons. Gene Ontology annotation, molecular function: ATP binding; ATP hydrolysis activity; P-type calcium transporter activity. The coding region runs from base 749 to 4456 and encodes 1235 amino acids. The record is from RefSeq and is a predicted model, not a curated record.
CUGGAGGAGUGUGGGGAGAGGGAUCGCAGCUAGCCGGGCUGGCAGGAGUUACGGGGUGGCCGGCAGGGAUGUGAUCCAGAGCGGGAAUUCUCGGAGCUGGGAGCAGGGACACCCAUCCCGGCUCACGUGGUGGCGGUGGCAGGAGGGGCAUUGCUGUCCCCAGCCCUUCCCCGUGUCCCCAGGGCUGCUGCCACCCUCGGGAGCUGAGUGCUGGGGCGCCCUUCCCGCUCUGGAAUUGUUGGGGUUCCCCUACAGCACAUCUGCGAUUCUUGGGGAUCCCCUACUAGCACACCCACGGCUUUAGGGGAUCCCCCAAAUUUCCCUGUGCUGUCCCACCGGCUCCGCCUCUCCUGCCUCAGUUUCCCCCGCUGUGCUCCAGAGGGGCAUUUUUGGGAGGGAUUGCUGCCGGAUUGGUUUUUUUCCCGCGGGAUUCUUCAGGGAAGAGGAAGCGGCUCCGGCGGUGACAAGCUCCAGUUGCUGUGGUAUCCAGUGAGCCCUCCUCCUCCUCCUCCUCCUCCUCCUCCCGCUGCAGGAGCUGCACGCCGGGCGUUGCUAAGGUCGCCUCCGCGGUAACAUGCACAUCCUGUUUACACCUUCAUCCCGACAACUUGGGCUCGGAUAGAGCCGCCCGUUCCCCCCGGGAAGCCCCCAGGGAAGGGGCCACACGGAGCAUCCCCCCGGAGCCGCCGGAGCUGCGAGCGAGGCCGCCCCAGGAGCGCCGCGCCGGUGGCACCGUCACUGUGACAAGAUGACGAACAACGUGGCCGACCACCACCCCGGGAACUCGGUGGCCGAGGGCAACCAUGAGGGGGACUUUGGGUGCUCCUUGGUGGAGCUCAGGAACCUCAUGGAGCUGAGGAGCGCCGAGGCCGUGGCCCGGAUCAACGACUCCUAUGGCGGCGUCCAGAACGUCUGCAAGAGGUUGAAGACGUCGCCGGUCGAAGGCCUGUCUGGGAACCCCACGGACCUGGAGAAGCGGCGCCAGGUCUUCGGCCAGAACUUCAUCCCCCCCAAGAAGGCCAAGACGUUCCUGCAGCUGGUGUGGGAGGCGCUGCAGGACGUGACGCUGAUCAUCCUGGAGAUCGCAGCCAUCAUCUCCCUGGGGCUCUCCUUCUACCACCCCCCGGGAGGGGACAACGAGCUGUGCGGGCAGUCCUCGGGCGGCGUGGAGGACGAGGGCGAGUCGCAGGCGGGCUGGAUCGAGGGCGCUGCCAUCCUGUUCUCCGUCAUCAUCGUGGUGCUGGUGACGGCCUUCAACGACUGGAGCAAGGAGAAGCAGUUCCGGGGGCUGCAGAGCCGCAUCGAGCAGGAGCAGAAGUUCACGGUGAUCCGCAAGGGCCAGGUGAUCCAGAUCCCCGUGGCCGAGAUCGUGGUGGGAGACAUCGCCCAGAUCAAGUACGGUGAUCUCCUGCCUGCAGACGGGAUCCUCAUCCAGGGCAAUGACCUGAAGAUAGACGAGAGCUCGCUGACCGGGGAGUCAGACCAGGUGAAGAAAUCCAUGGAUAAAGACCCCAUGCUGCUGUCAGGUACCCACGUGAUGGAGGGCUCGGGCAGGAUGGUGGUGACUGCCGUGGGCAUCAACUCCCAGACAGGGAUCAUCUUCACCCUCUUGGGAGCAGGAGAAGGUGACGAGGAGAAGAAAGUGAAGAAAGGUAAAAAAAGCGGAGCCCCCGAAAACCGCAACAAAGCUAAAACUCAGGAUGGUGUGGCCUUAGAGAUCCAGCCCCUGAAGAGCCAGGAGGGGGUGGAAAACGAGGAGAAGGAGAAGAAGAAGGUGAAGGUGCCCAAGAAGGAGAAGUCGGUGCUGCAGGGGAAGCUCACGCGCCUGGCGGUGCAGAUUGGGAAGGCAGGGCUGAUCAUGUCGGCCAUCACCGUCAUCAUCUUGGUGCUCUACUUCGUCAUCGACACCUUCGGGGUGCAGAAGCGGCCCUGGCUGGCCGAGUGCACCCCCAUCUACAUCCAGUACUUCGUCAAGUUCUUCAUCAUCGGCGUCACCGUGCUGGUGGUGGCCGUCCCCGAGGGGCUCCCGCUGGCCGUCACCAUCUCGCUGGCCUACUCCGUCAAGAAAAUGAUGAAGGACAACAACCUGGUGAGGCACCUGGACGCCUGCGAGACCAUGGGCAACGCCACGGCCAUCUGCUCGGACAAGACGGGCACGCUGACCACCAACCGCAUGACCGUGGUGCAGGCCUACGUGGGGGACACCCACUACCGCCAGAUCCCCGACCCCGAGGCCAUCCUGCCCAAAAUCCUGGACCUCAUCGUCCACGGCGUGGCCAUCAACUCUGCCUACACCUCCAAAAUCCUGCCACCAGAGAAGGAAGGGGGGCUGCCCCGCCAGGUGGGCAACAAGACCGAGUGUGCCCUGCUGGGCUUCGUGCUGGACCUGAAGCAGGAUUACCAGGCUGUGCGCAACGAGGUGCCCGAGGAGAAGCUCUACAAGGUGUACACCUUCAACUCCGUGCGCAAGUCCAUGAGCACCGUGCUGAGGAGCAGCGGCGGCGGCUUCCGCAUGUACAGCAAGGGCGCCUCCGAGAUCAUCCUGCGCAAGUGCACCAAGAUCCUGGACAAGAGCGGCGAGCCGCGGGUGUUCAAGGUGAAGGACAGGGACGAGAUGGUGAAGAAGGUGAUCGAGCCCAUGGCCUGCCACGGGCUCAGGACCAUCUGCCUGGCAUUCCGGGAUUUCCCUGCGGAGGCAGAGCCCGACUGGGACAGCGAGAACGAGAUCCUGUCUGACCUGACCUGCAUCGCUGUGGUGGGGAUCGAGGAUCCCGUACGGCCCGAGGUGCCCGAUGCCAUCCUGAAGUGCCAGCGCGCGGGCAUCACCGUCCGCAUGGUGACAGGGGACAACAUCAACACUGCCCGCGCCAUCGCCACCAAGUGUGGCAUCCUGCUGCCCGGGGAGGACUUCCUGUGCCUGGAGGGGAAGGAGUUCAACCGGCUCAUCCGCAACGAGAAGGGAGAGGUGGAGCAGGAGCAGCUGGACAAGAUCUGGCCCAAGCUGCGGGUGCUGGCGCGCUCCUCCCCCACGGACAAGCACACCCUGGUCAAAGGAAUCAUCGACAGCACCGUGGGUGACCAGAGGCAGGUGGUGGCUGUGACAGGGGAUGGGACCAACGAUGGCCCAGCCCUGAAGAAAGCAGACGUUGGCUUUGCCAUGGGCAUCGCGGGCACGGACGUGGCCAAGGAGGCCUCGGACAUCAUCCUGACAGAUGACAACUUCACCAGCAUCGUCAAGGCCGUCAUGUGGGGCCGCAACGUCUACGACAGCAUCGCCAAGUUCCUGCAGUUCCAGCUCACCGUCAACGUGGUGGCCGUCAUCGUGGCCUUCACCGGGGCCUGCAUCACACAGGACUCGCCCCUGAAGGCCGUGCAGAUGCUGUGGGUGAACCUGAUCAUGGACACGUUCGCCUCGCUGGCGCUGGCCACGGAGCCGCCGUCGGAGUCGCUGCUGCUGCGCAAACCCUACGGGCGCAACAAGCCGCUCAUCUCCCGCACCAUGAUGAAAAACAUCCUGGGCCACGCCGUCUACCAGCUCACCAUCAUCUUCACCCUGCUCUUCGCUGGGGAGAAGUUUUUCGACAUCGACAGCGGCCGGAACGCGCCCCUGCACUCGCCGCCCACCGAGCACUACACCAUCGUCUUCAACACCUUCGUGAUGAUGCAGCUCUUCAACGAGAUCAACGCCCGCAAGAUCCACGGCGAGAGGAACGUCUUCGAGGGCAUCUACCGCAACCCCAUCUUCUGCACCGUGGUGCUGGGCACCUUCUUUGCCCAGAUCAUCAUUGUGGAGUUUGGUGGGAAGCCCUUCAGCUGCUCUGGGCUCACCCUGAGCCAGUGGUUCUGGUGCAUUUUCAUCGGAGUGGGAGAGCUCCUGUGGGGCCAGCUGAUCUGCACCGUGCCAACGAGCCACCUGAAGUUCCUGAAGGAGGCAGGGCACGGCAUCACCAAGGAGGAGAUCCCCGAGGAGGAGCUGCCCGAGGACGUGGACGAGAUCGACCACGCGGAGAUGGAGCUGCGGCGGGGGCAGAUCCUGUGGUUCCGGGGGCUCAACAGGAUCCAGACCCAGAUGGACGUAGUUUACACAUUCCAGACCGGCGCCUCCUCUUUGCAGGGAGCCCUCAGGAGACAGCCUUCCAUCGUGAGCCAGCACCACGAUAUCAAAGUGGUGAAUGCGUUCCGUAGCUCCCUGUACGAAGGCCUCGAGAAACCCGAAUCCAGAAGCUCCAUCCAUAACUUCAUGACUCACCCAGAGUUCAUCCUGGAGGAAGACGAGCCUCGGACACCAUUCCUUGACGGCACCGAAGACGAGCCCGAGCCUGACGGACUCCAAAAGCGAGGUGGGGGCAGCCUGGGGGGCUCCACGGCCCUCAACAGGAACAACAACGCCGUGGACAGCGAGUUCAGCUUCCCCGAGCCCGGGAGCCCCUUCCACAGCCUGGAGACCUCUGUUUGACCUUAGAACUUGGAAUUCCCCCUCCUCCUCCUCCUCUUCCUCGUCCUCAUCCACCUGGGCCCUGUGUGAUCCCAGCACCAGUAACUGAUCACACGCUGCGGUCAAACUGCUCAUGCCUGUAUCAUCAGCUGGGGGGUUUUUGGGGUUUUUUUGGGGGGUGGGGGGUCUAAUGUGUUUUUUUUUCCUUUUUGUUUUGUUUCAUUUUGUUUUUAUUUUUUACCGUUAUUUAGCAGUGGGAAGCAGAGUACCACCACGCUGGGUGUUGGGAGAGAGGCUAAGCCAAAAAAAAAAACCAAAAAAAAAACCAAAAAAAAAAAGAAACCAAUUGUGCAUCUCCAUCCCUGAUUUUCCGUGGUACUCACCCAGGGGAAGCUGCCAGGUUCUUUCCUCUCCAAGAGUUGGGCUCCAGGCACCUGGAGCCACGGGGUUUUCACUUUGGAAAAAUGCAUGUUCCAAGGAAAUUCAAAUUGUUGUAGUCUUACACGCCCUCAGCCCGAAGGCUGGGGGUGCACUUGUGACUUGAGUUGAUUUUUUUUUGUGGAUUUUUUUUUUUUCACACGUGGUUUUUAGGGUUUUUUUCUUCUCAUGUUGGGGUUUGCUCUUUGCUUGUGGGAUUUGCUCCCCUACCCCGUGGCAAGUGGGGAGGGGCAGUCACUGCUCCAGUGUGAAAAUUAAGGAAUAAAGUAAAAAUCCCAGCCAGGGGAAGGUGUUUACUCCAAGGUUCAGAGAUCCAGGGAUGCCCACCAGUCUUCCACCUUUGAAAAAUGGUACCUGGGCUUCUUCCAGCUCCCCACACGUUUUUCUCUCUCUUGUUUCCAGACUGGGAGAUGAGAAAUGAAGGUGGCUUGGCUCUAAUUUUGCUGGAGGGGAGAAAUUCUGAUUUUCCUGCAAAGGUGGAGGUGAAACUGCCAGGGAAAAAGGUGGGGAGAGCCCCCCAGUUGUGAGGGAUGCAGCUUCUUCCUGAGGAAUUCUCUAGGAAUUCUCUUCUCCUCCUCUAGGAGAGGCCUCUGUGCUGCUCUUGGUCAGGGGGGAAACUUGGGGAGAGGAUUUUUGCAGCUCUCCCAGCUCCUGCCCUCCAGAGCAGAGAGAUUUUUGCCCUUUUUUUUUAGUGCUCUUGAGGUCCAGCACCCCUGAGCCUCACAGUGAUGUGGGAGGAGGCUCCAGCCAUGCCCAAAAGCUGUGGGAAUCUGAGUGGGGACCUCCUGAAUCCUGGGAGGGAUCAACCCAGCUGUCUCAUGGUCCACUGGAAGGCUCCUGGAUGAUCCCAGAUUUUCCUGGGGGUUUGGCCUGGGUGGCUGCAGGUCUCCCAGAGAAGGAAGCUUGGCCUCACCUGGCUGCUUUUUUUUUGGAGGUCAUCUCCUCCCCUUGAGCCCUGCCUCACCUCCAGCCCUGGGAACAACCCAGGGAGAGUCCCUUUCCUUGGAGCUGCCUCUGGAUUGUCCCUCUGGCCAUCCCUGGAGCAGGAGCAGGGUUUGGGCUCCUCCUUGCCCUGGGGGAAGCUCUGCCACCUCCCUGCUCUCCUCCAUCCCCUCUGGCUGAGAGCAUGAGCUGGAAGCGAGGCCAUUCCCAGCCCUGGAUGGGAAAACGCUGGGAUUGCAAACCCUGAGGGAGGGUUUUUUGGUUGUUUUUUUUUUUUUUUGAGGAAAGGCUGGCUCUGGCUGGGUUCUCCUCCCCUGUCCUGCCAGGAACGCACAGCGGAAUCUCCCGUGCCUUGUCCGAGCACUGCCUGCAGCACCUCCUGCCACGCCAGGCCCAGAUCUUUGCCAAGAUUUAAGUGUUCCUUAAACCACAACGCAAACCAAGCGUCUCUGUGUCCUUCCCUGGGCUGGGAGGAAGAGGAGGAGGAGGAGGAGGGAAGGACGAGCUCCUUUUUUCCUGCUGAGGAAAGGUCUUUAUCCCAAAAAUCCCAAAUAUCCUGGAUAUCCUGAGUGUCCCACCCUGGUGCUGGCGAGCUGGGCUUUGUUCACUGCCAACAGCAAGAGGAAAAUGCCACCACUGCCCGUCCCCAGUGCAAAUUCAGUGUCCACCCCAUGCCCUCCUUGCCUCCCUCCCCCAAAAAAAUAACCCAGGGGAGUGAGGGGAUCUUGGGUUAAACACGUGGAAAAACAACAACAACAACAACAACAAAAAAAAAAACCCAAAUGAGGGGUGGUUGUGGGGUUUUGGUUCUGUGCUAAAGGUGACGUUGCUUAAAAAAAAAACAAAAAAAAAAAAAAUCCAAACGAGGGGGGGUU